GCAUAGAUACAAAGAUGGCGACUGGGCGUGUUGGCGUAGUCGAGCUGAAGAAACGCUGCUUACCAAGGAUCUGCGUGGGUGCCCUGUCCAAGGAACAUGUCAUCUUUUCGAAGAUGCUUCACAGAGCAAAGAACCAACAGCGCCACGACCUGUCCUUCCAGAAAAUGACCGGGGUAUCCAGGAAAGUGAAGAAAUACUUGGCAACGGUGAAUCUACAACAGAAAUUGAGAUUGUUGAUAAAAGAGUUAUUCAGUGUAAAUGUGAGUCAUCCAGUGGGUAUGUUGGAGACUGUGGAGGCAUUUUUCCAGCAACUAUUGGAGUCGUCCAUAUUCACUGCUGAUCUUCUAGAGUUUAUUGAGGAGACUUGGAGGGAAGUGAACCAGAGAUUGACAAAAGCACUCUUUAUUUCCCUGAACACUGUCAUGCUUGCCAGCCUCAGUAGAUUAUGGGUCUGCUUGAGGUACCACUUGCUUGGUAUUGCAGAGACGUAUUCAGUACUAAAAAGUACAGUACCUCAGGCUAAGACGCCAGUAUCACACGUGGUGUCAGUCUUGAAACAGUCCCAAAGUAGAUACCUGGGAACUUCGGCCCUACGUCACCUCCGACCACCACCAAAACUACCCAUUGAACCCAGUCCGAGGUCUGAUGAGAAUGGGGCAACAACAUUGAUGUGUUUGUGUGUCUUUAUGUGUGUGUCCUUUGUUUCUUUAGCAUGCUGCAAUCUAGUGGUAAUCUCCCGAGCAAUUCUGUUAUUCUCACGGACGAUACUGGAGUUGCUGUGACACUGUCUGAAGAAGAGAUGCUGGCGAGAGCAAGAGACUUCCAAACCUCCUCGAAUACAGGACCCUCUAAAUCUUCAAUCCUUGGGGCACCAUCAUCUGAGCUACAAUCCCCCAGUAUAUCUUCCACCAGUGGAGGCCCAGGAACAACUACUAUGAACAGCAAGACUAAGGAGACUGGCAAUGAGACUGCCAAAACUAAAAAGAAUAGAAAGAGAAAGAAGUGGCAAAAAUUACUUCACGCAAAAAGACUCCUAAAAAAGCCACCAUCAAAUAAGAAGAACCAGUUUACACACAACGAGAAGUCCUCACAGCAAAAGAAGGCAUCUUCAACUGCUGUAUCAUCGUUGGUGCAAACUUCGAAAGCUCCUGGGUGCAGUAUUGACUCGGGAAAGGGGGCACCGUGUGAAAGCUCAGCACCAGUGGAAACAGUAGCCUCACAGACAUUAACCCCAUCUGCUAGUGAACCGUCAAAUCCUACCAAAACUGUAUCGUCAAAUGCUACUGAAACAUCGUUAUCAAAGGCAGACAAGAAAGAAUGUCCAGAGCAAAACAAGAAGAAACGAAAGCAUAAGUCUAAGUGGAAACCCAAGAGACUGCAAAAGCGGAGAGACGUGUCUGAUUCUCCGCAACGUGGUGGGUUCAGACUGGCCGUUGUCAGGAAGAAUGGAAUGGACAAACUGAUCUUUGGUACGCAAACGUUGCCAGCAAUACAAGCCAAGAAAAAGGCUGCACGGGAAAAGAAGAAAAUUGCAAAAACUGCAUCAGCGUCCCCUAAGCUAAGUACUCCAACCUUUAGCAACGGACCUCCAGCAUCAGAGAAAACCAAAAAGCCCCUUCUUUCGGGCAGCCUGCUCUCGCUUACUGCAAUGGCCACCUCUACUCCCGUCCAGAACUCUCCUCUGAUCUGUAGCAGUCGGACCCAUCCACCUUCCGACCAAUGGACCCCUCUUGGUUCAGGCCUUCUCCCAACACCUUCAUUUUCCUCUCUGAAAACCUCGCCCUCUACCAAUCAGGAGACUCCCACUGCUGGAAGCUCCAGAGCACUCUACACUUCAUUCAGUAGCACUGCUCGUGGCUCUUCUAGCAACGGGAUUCCUGCCAAAAAUCCAACCAGUGAAAGUGUGGACGAUAUUGACAAAAUAUUUUCACAUCUAUCC
Molecule: messenger RNA, 1939 nt
Organism: Geodia barretti
Lineage: Eukaryota; Metazoa; Porifera; Demospongiae; Tetractinellida; Geodiidae
Source: the annotation of a GenBank genome assembly